Molecule: messenger RNA, 489 nt
Organism: Acanthisitta chloris (rifleman)
Lineage: Eukaryota; Metazoa; Chordata; Aves; Passeriformes; Acanthisittidae
Product: probable low-specificity L-threonine aldolase 2
Exons: 4
Coding region: 1-489 (162 amino acids)
Biological process (GO): glycine biosynthetic process; L-threonine catabolic process
Cellular component (GO): cytosol
Molecular function (GO): L-allo-threonine aldolase activity
Source: RefSeq, a predicted model, not a curated record
AUGUCCCUCUGCUUCUCCAAGGGUCUGGGUGCCCCAGCCGGCGCGGUGCUGGCAGGGCACAGGGAGUUCAUCAGCGAGGCCUGGCGCGUGCGGAAGCUGCUGGAGGUGACACUGCACAGGGACCAUGACAACGCCCGGCGCUUUGCAGAAGGCAUCCAUGCGCUGGAUGUGCCCCUUUGCUCCGUCAACCUGGCAGCAGUGGAGACCAACAUUGUGAUGGUAAGUGUCCAGGAGCCCUGGCCAUCCCCUGCCGAGCUCUGUGACCGCCUGCGUGCCGUCAGCGAGGAGGAGGUGGCUGAGACUGGGCAGGCUGUCAGUGUCCUGCUGCUCCCCUGGUCAGCACACACUGUGCGUGCUGUCUGGCACCGCGAUGUCUCGGCCCGUGACACUGAGCUUGCAAGGAGCAAGCUGGAGUUUGUGGCCAGGAAGUGCCAGGAGGAGUUGGCUCUGGGGCUGCUCCCGACUUCUCCGGGUACCAGGGGAGCCUGA